GUCAUGACGCGCCUGCGACACUAGCUCUCCGCCGCUCUUGGUAAACAGAGACGUCAGCGAGAAGUUUUGCGGUGCCCAAAACAAAAGGAAAAGUGGUAGUUACCCGGCGGAACCGGCAGCGAAGCUUUCAUUACACAGAGACCGGCAGGAGGGGGCCUCCCUCCCACCCCAGGCUCGGGCAGGAUCUCAUCGAGGGGGGCUGUGCAAGGCUCGGCGCAGCUGGAGCCCCGACCGAGUGAUGGGGGCUGCGGGCGGUCAGGGGCCCAUCCACUCACACUCACAGCCGGGCUGGGACUAGGAUAUCACCUGCUCAGAGGGUCUGCCUGUAGACCCCCACCCCGAUACCCCCCAGGGGACCGUGAAUAUUAACACCCAGGCUAGGUUACCGUUAGUGUACUGCUCGUACCCCAUAAUGGAGGGAACUGAACCCGCACCCGUGGACAUUGAUCCGGAUUUCGAGCCCCAGGCUCGGCCCAGGUCCUGCACGUGGCCCCUUCCCAGACCCGAACUGUCAGUGGUCCAGCCAGCAGCCCCCAAUGACGAAAGCAGGACAGAGACCCCUGAUGCCCCUUCUCUGAUGUCCCCAGAAGGGGAGGAGAGGGCGCUGUCAGAUGGGUUGACUGGCAGCGGUGGAGUGACCCCCAGGAAGGGGGGAUCUAGGAGGAACGCAUGGGGCAACCAGUCUUAUGCAGAACUUAUCAGCCAGGCCAUAGAGAGCUCCCCUGAGAAAAGACUGACCCUGUCUCAGAUCUAUGACUGGAUGGUGAAGUCCAUUCCUUACUUCAAAGACAAGGGUGACAGCAACAGCUCUGCAGGCUGGAAGAAUUCGAUCCGCCACAACUUAUCACUUCACAGCAAAUUCAUCAAAGUUCACAAUGAGGCCACUGGUAAGAGUUCUUGGUGGAUGCUAAACCCAGAGGGAGGAAAGAGUGGCAAAGCUCCACGCCGAAGAGCAGCAUCCAUGGACAACAGCAGUAAACUAGUCAAAGUGCGAAACAAGGUAUCCAAGAAAAAGUCUCUAGUAACUGGUGAUCCUCCUGCUGGCAGUCCCAAUUCGCAGCCCAUUAAGUGGUCUGGUAGCCCAUCAUCACGGAAUUCUGAAGAUCCUGAUGUAUGGACAAGCUUUCGCCCUCGUACCGGAUCUAAUGCUAGCAAUCUCAGUCUCCGUCUGUCCCCAAUUUUGACAGAGCAGGAUGAUGUGGCAGAUGAAGAGCUUCACUCCUCUCUCUCAUUCUCAAACAGUGUUCCCCCAACUGUCACAGAGGAGCUGGAACUAAUUGAUAGCCUCACUCUACUUACUUCAGGAGCACCACUCCCUCCUCCACAAUCAUUGCUUCAAGGAACAUCCAGUUUUCCUCUGCAUCCCCCUCAGGCCAUGUCUUUUGGUAAUUCCUUGUUCAAUCCUGUGGAGUCGUCUGCUGUGAGAGGUACUUCUGGUCACUUUCAACGGCCUCAGACUCUUGAAGCCCUCCUUACAUCUGAUUCUCCACCACCCAGCAAUGUGAUGUUGACACAGGUUGAUCCAGUGCUGGCUCAAAGCGGAGGGCAGAACCUAAUUAUGAUGAGCAAGGGUAGAACCCCAGACCAACCCUCUAUGCCCCUGACCUCUUUAGUUCCACCUACCACACUUGCAAUGUUGGGGCUCCCUCCAGCUUCUUCUAUGCCGUCCCCAAAGCCAUCCUCUUUUGGUUUAUCUUCUGAACGGCUUCCAAAAGACUUAGAGAUGGAUCUGUUUCUUGAAAACCUGGAGUGUGAUAUGGAAUACAUAAUCAAUAAUGACUUGAUGGAUGAGAGUGUCUUGGACUUCAAUUUUGAUCCCUCACACCCUGGAGCAAAUCAAGGCAACAACCACAGUUGGGUGCCCAGCUAAAUACAGAUUUCAUGGGCAAUCCACCAAAACAUUACGGCGGAUUUUAUGGUUUAUUUGAAGAUGGCUUCAAUGACAAGAUCUACUUACUCCAUUUGUCUCCAUGCACUGCUCAAGCUGCAGAAACACCUAAACAAGCUCCAUUCUUAGAUCAGACACACAUACUUCCUCCCACUUAGUGCUGCAUAUGUUUAAAGCUGUAAUGCAGCUAAGGUAAUAUCUGGAAUGAGACUUGCCUGUUUUCACUAACUGCAUUAGAAACCUUUCUAUGCUCUCUACUACAGAUUGGGGAGGUUUAUUGAAAGUGCAGUGACUGGUAACUUGAGCCAUAUUUACAAAAUGAAGGAGAGCCCCGAAGAAAUACCUUGGUGGUCAUCUACGCUAUCAAGUAAAUGGUUUAUAGAACCUGUGCCACAAGACUUCUACCAUUGUGAUUAAACUCACCAGCAUUUAACCGAAGAGGAAUCCACUGUGUCCUGUACAAAUUCAUGGCACUUACCUCCUGUUUCAUGCUGUAAUUAAUAGGUCUCAUGGUGUGUAAGGAGCGGUGUAUAGAAAGGUGCAGGCACCGAACAGCAUCCAGACUAAGAUCGAACAAUUACUUAAGAUGAUUCAGAAAUGUUAGUACAGGAACAUAGGAUUUUUUUUUAUACUAAUUUUUGUAGCUGAUCAUAUAGGGUACUAUGUAAUUUUGCUAAAACACUAAAGCGAUGAAGUUAAAAGUGGAGGGUAAUUAGGUGCUCAGCUCUCCUCAGAAGGUUAUUUUUAUGGUUUUGGUCAUUUCUACUCCACCUCACUAUGCUGCAAUCUUUUUAACCUCUUGAGUGGCCUGCCAUUAUGUGUUAUGGAAUCUCUGAGAUGCAAACAAUUUGCUUUCUGAAAUUACAACACAAGUUUCAUUUUUUUCUACAGCACUACAUUUUAGUGGUGUUAAGAAAAAAAGAGAGAAAAGACAUUUCCUGUUGUAAUGGGCUUGGGAGUGUUUAAAAUGAGGGCUAUUCGUGGUUUCAUGUGUUCUUGGUAAAAUUUGUGAUCUGUUUGUAAAUACAAGAAAUGUUCCUAAGAUGUCAGACAUUUUGUAUCCAGUUUUAAACCUCUCAUACCUUAUCAUCUGCCUUUCUAUAUUUAUGAAUGCCUUAGCUCCCAAGAAGCAGAAAAAGCACUUCAGUGGGUACAGGGCUUUCAUGAGGAUAGUUUUGUAACUGACACUAAAUUCCCUGUGAUUUCUAGAAUAUUUUUUUUUUUUAUAAUGGCUUAUUUUGUUAGCAAGGUUUGUGGUGUUUAGAGUGAGCUUGUUCAAAGCUGCAAUUCGUUUUUCAGUUGUUGCAAUAGUGUGCUUUAUACCAAGGCAAAUUCAUUGCUUUGAAGCUACGGUGUCUAUAUACACUGUGUACAAUAUUACUACAUAAGCUUUAUUUAGAAAGGACAUUCAGUUUGCAGCAAAAGAUGGCAUCCAUUGAUACAGAGGGCUAACCACACUGUGCUAUACCAGGUUGUCUUUUUGCAGAUUUUCCUGCACCUUGUUUAUCAUAAGUUCCAAAUUUUGGGAAAUGUUUUUACCUAAAAUAAUACAGUUUGUAUAUUGUUGGCGCCUUUAUUUUCCCCUCGAUUAACUUUUCUUGAUCCUGUUUUUCUAUAAUUGCGUGUUAAUGAACACUCCUUAAGCUCCUCCCUAACUGCAUUACCUAAUCCUCCCUGGCACCAACAUAAAUCAUGUGAUAAAUCACUAAUGUUUAACAUGUACUACUUGCUGUGGCUUAGUAAGUAGUAGCAUAUAAUUUCACCUGGAUACAAGUGAUAUUACUAUGCCUAUAUUAAUAUAAAAUUUUAGAAUGAAAUCAAGCUGAUAAUUCUUUGAAAAAGAUGUAGCUGGUAUAAGAUUAUAUUUUGAACUCCAUUUUUUUUAUAAAUAGAAAAUGUACAUUACUUAAUAGUUCUUAAAAAAACAAAAAUCAAACCAAGUUUACACAUUUUAUUAUGAAAAGACUGUUUAUUAUUCAAUGACUGUGCCGUACUUUUUCAUCAAAUCAGAGUCAUUUUGAAAAUGUAUAUAUAUUCAAGACUUACACACCUUUGAAUAAACAAGUAUUUUAAAAUAAUUGUAAACCUUUCCAAAAGAUGUGGUUAGAUUGCAUACUAGAAGUUAAGUCGACUUUAAUCAGUUUAUUUUAAUCUUUACAAGGAUACAAAGCUCCGUUAAUUAGGUUUUCAUAGGAAAGGGACACCUCUGAGCACAUUGGAUAUAGUCUCCACUAUUUUAGUAAAAAAAAUCUUGAUGGCAAUGUGUGAGGUUUUAUAAUGCAUAUUACAUAUUUUACAGGAAAAAAAGUAGAUUGUACAGAUAUACUCAAGGAUAAAUAUGCAAAGAUAGACAAAUAUAUAGGUACAGAUUUAUGUAAGGAUACGUAUUAUAUAAAUGGAUAAGCAUUUCAAUAGAUAGAUCUACUUACAGAUAUAUAUAUAUAUAUAUAGAUAUAUAUACACACACACACACACACACACACACACAAAUGCUGAAUGUAAAUGUAGAUUAAGGUACAUGCAGAACUGGACAGAAGCCAUGAACUAUGGCUCCUGAUAUUGCAUUGCAAGCUGUUGGCCAACUGUCGAGGACAGGGGGUAAGGCGAGGCGGCAUUUAGAUCAAUGCCUUGGAAUCGCUUUAGAACAGAUGGUUCCCUAGGCUGAAGGAUUUCCAGAGUAUUCACUAAACAUGGAAUUAAUUAAGGAAUUGCAAGUGUUAAGGCAUCAUUAAGUGAGCUAUAAUAAAAAAAAAAAGCAAAAAGGAAAUGGAGAUUGUUUUUCAAAUUCAACUUUUUAGUCUAAAAAAGGUGUAAUAAUUUUCUUCAAUUCCAGAAAAUGUUUGCUGAAUAAUUAUGUAUUGUUAUGGUGAACAUCCACUAAUGUAGUGGUUCAGCUUUUUCCUAUCUUCAGUAAUGAUUGUCUUGUUUCUAGCUUAAGGCUCUUGAGCUAUUCUAGUUCCUCUCAGUUUCAUGCUUUAAGAACCACCAACUCAAUAAGAGUCCAUGACGCCGAAACAACCAAGUUGUUAGGCUCUUCAAGUGAUGUUUUACUAAUGUUGACAGUAUAGCUGUAUUGAGCUAAUUGGUUAUACAAAACAUGCCAAGAUGUGUAUAGACUAGAUUGUGAAGACCCAUUGGUAUUGAUAUUGGGUUAAGCAAGAGAUGGUGCUGCAGUUUUCAUUAUAAGAAGUGGGAAGCAAGGCAAGAUUUAUAAGAUAAGAAAUUGCUGCUGCUCUGGAAAUCUCUACUAAAUCUUUAAAGGGUUACUCUAAGUAUCAUAAUUACUGCAGAUCUCUAUAGUGAUUAUGAUGCUUGCUGUAUCCUGGCCCAAUUUCCCAGUAAAUAGGGUAAAUUGUUUUGUUACAGAGAGUCCUCUUACCUGGGUACCAUGUGUCCUAAGGCCAGUAACAACAUCCAGCUUCUGCAGAGCUGUGCCAGCUGACCACACUCCUCCAAUAAUUUUAAUGAUGUGCAUAGAUAUAUGCACAGAAUGUACAAUAGCCAUCUGAGAACUCUUGUUCCUGGGCUGGCUAUUGACGCCCCAAUGACAUGGCCAGAGGUGGAGUAUCACCUCUGGCAGUAGAGGGGUUAAACUUCAUAUAGCUGAAGUGUUCAUGUUGCUUGGAGUAACCCAUUAAUGCCUGUGUGACUGCUCAGCCCAAAGUAUGGCCCUGGCAACCUCCUAUUGUGUGUUCCUUGGCUCAUAAAUACAUCAUUGGUACAUCUAGGAGCAGGGAUCAGUAACAUUUUGCACUCAAGAUGUUGUGGCUUACAUCUUGCAUAAUGCUCUUACAUCCUUAAUGCUGACAAAGCAUUAGAGGAGAUGUAGUCCACAAAGUCUGGCGUGUUGAAGGGUGCCAACAACUAAACUAGAGUGAAAUAUUCUGAUCUCAAAAUUCCCACUAGUGUGAAAAUAAUGAAUUGAGAACAUAUAGAUUCCUUUAUCUUCCCAUGUGGGAAAAAGUGUUCUGGUACCCUACUACGCCAUCUGUUGAACUACCAACAGCAUUUUUUAUAUUUUUUUAUAUAACAUUUUGCAGAGUAGUGAUUUUUUUUACCUCUAAUGUCCAAUAUGGUACCGUGCCUGCUAAAACUGAUUUUCCGGCUUGGAAUAUAGAAGUAUAUGACAGGUUAGUGGAGUAUAAAGGUUUAAAGAUACUGAUGUCACAAACAUUUUUUGUUUGAUAUAUUGUGAUAUUCUGCACCAGCAUUAAACCCUAUGGAAACUGAUCUUUUGCAUUACAUUGGGAAUUUUUAUAUAUACCAAAGUCACUUUCAGCCUAAUUUUAUGCUUAACACUUUGGGUGAAGCAAAGUUAGCAGAAUAAAAAUAAAUAAAUUCCGAUCACCAUAGCUCAUUUACCAGCAUACAUGCCAAAUUUGGCAAAUAUUUUUCAAAAAUGGUGAACAUUUUGCACGGUAGAAAGAAAUAUUCUUAAAGUGUACGUUUAGUGGGAUAGUCAUAUUUGAGAAGUAUUAGCAGUAUCUGGCUGCACAAAUAAAUUCCUUCCCUCCCAACUCCAUGUGAAUGUAUGCUAGUUUUCAUUUUCAUAAAACCAAAACUGCAAAAAACUAAACUACCGGUACAUACACAAUAGUUUAUAAUUCUACCAGUUAGGCAUCUGGACAAGUCUUUAGGAGACAGGGAGCGCUACAAUUUUUUUUUUACAUCAGUACAUACUAAAAGUGGGUUAUUAAAACGAAUGCUUGUCAAGAAACAUAAGCAGUUGUGGGGUGUGAACACUAGAUAUAUAGCUAUAGUGUACAAAAGUUGUGUGUGAACAAUGUUACACCUGCAGCAGAAACAUAACUCAGUAAUGCAACUAUCAAAUUGCUAAAUUGCAGCAUAAGAUGCCUUAAAUAUUUAACCCAUUGGACAUGUUUGCAUUUUGUAGUGUUACAACCUGGAAUUAAAAUUGAUUUUAUUAUGA
Messenger RNA from Pelobates fuscus (common spadefoot toad), 6818 nucleotides. RefSeq names its product forkhead box O4 (gene FOXO4). Gene Ontology annotation, biological process: regulation of transcription by RNA polymerase II. The coding region runs from base 413 to 1870 and encodes 485 amino acids. Gene Ontology annotation, molecular function: RNA polymerase II cis-regulatory region sequence-specific DNA binding; DNA-binding transcription factor activity, RNA polymerase II-specific. The transcript has 3 exons. NCBI's taxonomy places the organism in Eukaryota, Metazoa, Chordata, Amphibia, Anura, Pelobatidae. The record is from RefSeq and is a predicted model, not a curated record. Gene Ontology annotation, cellular component: nucleus.